This is a messenger RNA of Calliphora vicina (urban bluebottle blowfly), 648 nucleotides long. RefSeq lists its product as uncharacterized. The coding region runs from base 1 to 648 and encodes 215 amino acids. The transcript has 2 exons. Lineage: Eukaryota; Metazoa; Arthropoda; Insecta; Diptera; Calliphoridae. The record is from RefSeq and is a predicted model, not a curated record.
AUGCCGCAGCAUGCCGGCGGUUGGUGUAAGGUAUGGACAGAUUACAAAAGCGGAGUAAAAAAGAAACUUACGAAAAAUAAACAGCUUUUAACUAGAACAGGAGGAGGUCCAUACAAAGAAAUUCCAUUAACAGAAACAGAAGAAGAUGUUAGCGUUCUGGUAACCUUAAAUACAACUGUUCAUGGAAUAGCUAAAAUAAACAACUUCGGUGCUUCAAGAACUCCAUUACCGAAAAGAGUUGAAGGUUCAAACCUUUCGGAAAUAUAUUUGCCGUUGGAACAAAAUACAUUGACACAGGAAAUGGAUUUGUCGAUUGAAGAAAAUGUGACAUCGUUGGAAACUGUGAAUGAAGAAGCAAAUACACAGAACAGUUCUUUCACAAAUUUGAAGCCACGGCAGUUAAAACGAAAUAGAAAAGAAGAAAAGCCAGAAUUGCUUAAAGAGCAAAUUAAAAUACAAAAAAAAUUAGCUUCGGACGUCACAUCUGCUCUAGAAAAAAUGAAGGAACAAAAUAAGGAAAAUUAUAAUGUUAUAAAAUAUGUAAUGUUAUACAAUAAGAAGCAAACAAAAAUCUUUGAACUGCAGCUGGAAGAACAAAAGAGGCACAACGAAGAAAUGAAGAUAUUAUUAAUGAAAAAAUUGCUCUAA